Procambarus clarkii (red swamp crayfish) is the source of this 594-nucleotide messenger RNA. The record is from RefSeq and is a predicted model, not a curated record. NCBI's taxonomy places the organism in Eukaryota, Metazoa, Arthropoda, Malacostraca, Decapoda, Cambaridae.
AAUAAAUGGAAUCUUUAUUUUAUGUGUUGCUUGGCAGUAUACUAAAACUUUAGAUAAGACGAGUUUUCUAGUGUUUAUAUCAGCAGUUUUAAUUAUUACACUGCGUGACUUUAGAUGAUGUAUUGAAUAGAUGGCCGUAACCCUGAUCUGGAUGGUACUUGUGGGUCUCCUAGCGAUGGGUAUAGACUCUGAAGAACACUACACUUUCAAUACUCUUCACAAUGAGACUGGAUCCCUCGCCAACGUCUCUACUAACACCUCUACAAAACGUCAGAGGGACGUGGGGCCUCGUGUGUCCUUCAACGUGAAGAGAGCUACAGAUAAACUAACCGCCGUCGCUCACGUUCAUUUUCAGGAAGUGGUGACCAACACAGGAGGCGGUUGGGACAAUACAACCAGCGAGUUCGUAGUUCCUGUUGCAGGACGUUAUUUAUUCAUUUUCGGCGCUAUUAGUGACCAGACCAGCAACUUUGCACUGUCUUUGACCCACAAUGGCGUGAAUAGGGCGACUGCUUACGCGACAACCACCACCUUGGAAUACGCCUCCACCUUGGUGACCCUGGACCUCUACACACUUGACAGGAUAUACUUACA